Messenger RNA from Lentinula edodes (shiitake mushroom), 495 nucleotides. RefSeq lists its product as uncharacterized. The record is from RefSeq and is a predicted model, not a curated record. Gene Ontology annotation, molecular function: nucleic acid binding; RNA-DNA hybrid ribonuclease activity. The transcript has a single exon. The annotation marks the transcript as partial. Lineage: Eukaryota; Fungi; Basidiomycota; Agaricomycetes; Agaricales; Omphalotaceae.
GACGGCUCUGGUUACAAAGGCUAUAUAGGUUCUUCUGCAAUACUUUACAGGGAUGGGCAGGAGGAAAGCGCGAUCCGCUAUCGACUAGGUUCAGAGGAACAUCACGAGGUUUACGAAGGAGAAUGUAUUGGCAUGAUACUGGGCCUACACCUAACACGAGCACAAGAGUCGGUGACAGCUGUGUCCAUUUGGGCAGACAACACAGCAGCCAUCACUGCGACAGACACGAGCAAAACAGGACCAUCCCAUUACAUCCUUGACAUCUUUCAUCACACUCUAACGGCCUUGCGAGCACAACACCCUGAUGCAACUGUCACAAUAUCCUGGAUCCCAGGACACGUCGGAGCAGAGGGAAAUGAACAAGCUGAUGAAGAAGCAAAGAAGGCGGCGAGUGGACGCUCAAGCCGAAAGGAACGACUUCCCCCACAGCUUCAACGCCCUUUGCCUCACAGCCAGACAGCAGCCAUACAAACCUUCCGUCGCAAACUCGAAGAA